AUGGAGGCCUCAGAUGGGCAAGGGGAUGAAGUGGACAAGCCACUAGAGAAGGUGACAGAUGUGCCCUGCUUAGAGAAGAGCUCCAGCACCAUCCCUGCGGCAGACUCACUUGUGCGCCAUGCCAAGGGCCUGGAUCAGGAUACCUUCAAAAUUUGUAAAGAAUAUCUAAGGCCACUGAAGAAGUUCCUGCGAAAGUUGCACCUGCCCAAGGACCUUCCACACAAGAAGAAGCAGAAGUACAUGAAGCAGAGCCUGGUGGUCCUAGGGGACCACAUCAACACCUUUCUGCAGCACUGCUGCCGAGCGUGGGAAAUCAAGCACUGGAAGAAGAUGCUCUGGAGAUUUGUCUCCCUCUUCUCAGAACUGGAGGCAAAGCAGCUUCGCAGGCUCUACAAACACACCAAGAACAACCAGAAAGCCAAGUUCCUGGUGGCAUUCUGCCCCUUGGACACUCCGGAGAGCUCCCUGCUGAAGGACCAGGAGAACAGCCUGCCCAAGCUCUGCAGUGCCUGGGGGCUGCACAGCAACCUCAGCAGGGUGAAGGAGAGGCUGUCCAAGAUGCAGGCCCCAGGCUGCGAGGCCUCCCUGCUGGGGGAGCCAAGAUCCGGGCUCCUUGACGGGAGAGGUUCUUUAAGGGAACUUCCUCAAAAAACCAAACUCCAGAGAAAGAGGAUUAAAGAAGCUCCAGAAACCCCAGAGAUCUCUCCAUAA
Messenger RNA from Rhinolophus ferrumequinum (greater horseshoe bat), 711 nucleotides. RefSeq names its product CHD1 helical C-terminal domain containing 1 (gene CHCT1). Bases 1 to 711 code for a protein of 236 amino acids. The record is from RefSeq and is a predicted model, not a curated record. Lineage: Eukaryota; Metazoa; Chordata; Mammalia; Chiroptera; Rhinolophidae. The transcript is spliced from 6 exons.